AUGAAUUCAAAAGAGACGCAUAAGGGGGUAUAUGCAAAGGGGACACACCAGGAAAGGGACAGACAUCUAAGUGAGAUACAUCAUGUAAAGAAGGUACAUACAAAAGAGCUACAUGUAAAGGAUCAUCAAGAGAAGAAUGUAAAUAACAACAAGGAAAAACAACCAGCAGAGGAAAAUGAUGCAAUCGAAAAACAACCAACAGAGGAAAAUGGUGCAAUCGAAAAACAACCAACAGAGAAAAAUGAUAUAAUUGAAACACAACCAGAUGCAAACAGUGAAAAUGACACGCAGCCAACAGAUGUAAACAGUGAAAAUGACACACAACAAACAGAUGCAAAAAGUGAAAAUGACACACAACCAACAGAUGCAAACAGAGAAAAUGACACACAACCAACAGAUGCAAAAAGUGAAAAUGACACACAACCAACAGAUGCAAAAAGUGAAAAUGACACACAACCAACAGAUGCAAAAAGUGAAAAUGACACACAACCAACAGAUGCAAACAGUGAAAAUGACACACAACCAACAGAUGCAAACAGUGAAAAUGACACACAACCAACAGAUGCAAAAAGUGAAAAUGACACACAACCAACAGAUGCAAACAGCGAAAAGGACACACAACCAACAGAUGCAAACAGUAAAAAUGACACACAACCAACAGAUGCAAAAAGUGAAAAUGACACGCAACCAACAGAUGCAAUUAGUGAAAAGGACACACAACCAACAGAUGCAAACAGUGAAAAUGACACACAACCAACAGAUGCAAACAGUGAAAAUGACACACAACUAACAGACGCAAACAGUGAAAAUAACACACAACCAAGAGGACACUAA
Mytilus californianus (California mussel) is the source of this 834-nucleotide messenger RNA. RefSeq lists its product as uncharacterized. Bases 1 to 834 code for a protein of 277 amino acids. The record is from RefSeq and is a predicted model, not a curated record. The transcript has a single exon. Lineage: Eukaryota; Metazoa; Mollusca; Bivalvia; Mytilida; Mytilidae.